Messenger RNA from Xyrichtys novacula (pearly razorfish), 471 nucleotides. The record is from the annotation of a GenBank genome assembly. Lineage: Eukaryota; Metazoa; Chordata; Actinopteri; Labriformes; Labridae.
AUGCCAGAAGGGCAUAGGAUGAGAAAAACCCCAGUCCACUACCGGCACACAACAGAUCCAGAGGCAGCAGAACAACACUCAUGGCGGUGUGAGUUUUAUGAAGCAGUGCACCUGAUUACAGAGGAAAUGAAGAGGAGAUUUGACCAAGAUGGCAUGAAAACAGCAGCUCUUAGGGAGAAGAUGGUCCCUGUCAAAGUGCAAAGGAAGGUGCAAGGAACCCACAUUCAGUGUUUUUUACUUUUUGGCUGCCUUGAUGACCAACUGGAGACUCAGCUAAAAAUGAUCGGAGACGUCCUCGGCGACUCGCCUGGCGACACAGGACAAGACAUAGCUGCAAAUAUGUCUAAACUCCAUCCACAGACGAAGACUCUUUUCAAAGAAGCUGAAAACCUCAUCAAACUACGCCUAUGUCUCCCCAUCUCAGCUGCAGCAUCAGAGAGAACAUUUUCCACUUUGUGCGGCCUGAAGUAG